This is a messenger RNA of Ixodes scapularis (black-legged tick), 955 nucleotides long. RefSeq lists its product as uncharacterized. The transcript has 3 exons. The record is from RefSeq and is a predicted model, not a curated record. Gene Ontology annotation, biological process: symbiont-mediated perturbation of host defenses. Bases 61 to 618 code for a protein of 185 amino acids. NCBI's taxonomy places the organism in Eukaryota, Metazoa, Arthropoda, Arachnida, Ixodida, Ixodidae. Gene Ontology annotation, molecular function: amine binding.
AACUCAAGUACACAAUAUGUUCAAGCUGUAAAACAAAAAUAUUAUAGUAUUGAAAAUAUUAUGCAUCUGGGGCAACCUCAGCGUGAAGUGACAUCACCAAACGGAACCUGCUACAAUCUUAAUUUCAACUUCCUCUGUGAAUCAGGCGGCUGCCGCAUACAUCACCAGGAAUGUUGGCAAAAACGCUGGACUAAAUAUUCAGAAAAAUACGUAUUAUUCAGCACUCCAUUGUGCUAUGUAGUGAGAUCAUUACAAGAUGACGAGGGCUAUGAAUCUUGUGAAUUCUGGUUGAGUGAAGACUGGUUGAAGAAAAAUGUGACGAUUCCUCAAGUCGUUACAAUCCUAGAAAAAGAAGACAGCGAUGAAAUCGAGAAAAGUGAGGAAAGAGAGGAAAGCUAUGAAAGAAAGGAAAGCGUACAAUGCGAGGAGGAGCCUCGCACUGCGAAUAAAACUACAUAUUUGUACGAUUCAUUAUUUAAGGAACUUCCGUCCAGCUGUCGAUACGCCUUUCUACUCAACUGCGGAUAUCCGAAAUACCGAAUUUAUGACAAGAAAGACUGCGACAAGAUAAAUGAAACAGAAAAUGCUGAAUCACGCGACGCUAGCGGAAGCAAUUAGCAGAAUCAUUUCUGCAAAUACGCUUGCCGUCUCUGUAUCGGAUUCGGACCUCGUGCUCCAACCAUCGACAUCGUGUCUUUCGAGGUUGUUUUUGGUUGCUCCCCGAAUGUGAACCAGUAUAUAGUAUCUAAGACAGUCAUUUAAACACUGCGGAUGAUUUAGUACAAGUGCAAUAAGCAGCAGCACUUCGUGCCGUGUGACAUCUACAGAAGAAAUCUUACGUCCGCAGUGCGUGGAAGGAAAAAAAAAAACUAGUUAUGAAAAAGCAAACUUUAGCGACUAGUACCAAAGAUAGACUUGGUGUUGGUUUUAUAGUAAUAAAAUUGUGUGAAAACCU